AUGCAAAUGCCUUCAUAUGCUAAAUUCCUUAAAGAGAUUCUAUCCAACAAGAAAAAGCUUGAGGAUGAUGAAACUGUUAUGCUUACUGCAGAAUGUAGAGCUAUCAUUCAAAACAACAUGCCUCCUAAAUUGAAAGACCAUGGUAGCUUUUCCAUAACAUUUGUGAUCGGAAAGUUUGUCAUAGACAAAACUCUAUGCGAUUUAGGAGCCAGUGUUAGUUUAAUGCCCUUAUCCACAUGCGAAAAACUCAAUCUAGGAGAAUUAAGACCAACAAAGAUGUCUCUACAACUAGCUAGUCGUUCCAUUAAAUUUCCCGUAUGUAUGCUAAAGAACAUUCUCGUUCGUAUAUGA
Molecule: messenger RNA, 351 nt
Organism: Lathyrus oleraceus (garden pea)
Lineage: Eukaryota; Viridiplantae; Streptophyta; Magnoliopsida; Fabales; Fabaceae
Exons: 1
Coding region: 1-351 (116 amino acids)
Source: RefSeq, a predicted model, not a curated record